AUGGAAGACGACGAUGACGAGUUCGGAGAUCUCUACACAGACGUCCUUCGACCCUUUGCGACGUCGUUUUCGUCUCAGGUACCAGCUCAAACUCAAGCCACCACUACGACGUCGUCUCUGGACCGUCCGAUCGAUCACGACAACAUCCAAGGUAACGAUGAAGAGAUUCUCUUUGGAGCUCGCAAUUCCAAUUCAAACCCUUCUUUUAAUCCAUUUAUUAGUUCUCAGCAAAACCAACAGGAAAACCUAUCUUUCGAGCCCAACAAGCUCGGCGGAUUGGGUCAAUCGGGGCCGUCUAUCGAUAAAACUUCCGAUUCUGAUCGGAAUUUGAAAGAAGAUAAAAAAGAAGAGGGUUUAGCUGGGAUUGGGAUUAAUUGGGCGGAAUCGGAUUCGAAAACUAGGGUUUUGGAGAGGAGUGAGGAUGUGGAAUUACAAGACAGGGCUUUUAGGGUUUCAAAUUUUAUGGACGAGGAAAAUAUUGACGUUGUGGUUGAAGAGAGAGACGAUAAAGAUGAUCUUCUGGUGGAAAAAGAUGAGAAAUUGAAGGGUAGAAGUGAGGAUCUCGAGAACUUGUUGGGUAGAAUUGACAAGACUGAGAAGUUUGGGGGUGAUAAUGAAAUUGGGGAGAUGGCUACGGAGUCAAUGAUUCCGGAGGUAUCGAUUCCAGGGAUCUCGGGUACGGUGGAUAACCGGGCAGAGGGGAAUCUCGAGGAUGAUUGGGAUAGUGAUAGUGAGGAUGAUUUGCAAAUUGUGUUGAAUGAUAACAAUCACGGGCCUUUGGGAAUGGAGAGAAUUGGAGGUGGCGGUGAUGAUGACGAUGAGGAUGAAGAUGGGGAGCCUUUGGUUAUUGUAGCUGAUAGCGACAACCUCAACCAUCAACCAAUGGUAGAGGAGCAAGACUGGGGUGAAGAAACGGCCCAGACAGGAGAUGGUGAGAGAAAAGAAUUGGGUGAUGCGGCAAAAGUGAACGGAGUAAUUGCUAUGGCACCAAAGAUUGGGUACAGCAAUCAUGGUUACCAUCCAUUUCAUUCUCAGUUCAAGUAUGUGAGACCCGGUGCAGCACCGAUGCCUGGAGCAGCUCCUUUGGGCCCUGGAGGAGCCCCAGGUCAAGUUCGGCCGCCUGUCAACGUCGGUCCCAUUACCGGUCGUGGUAGAGCUGAUUGGCGUCCAACGGGAAUAAGAAGUGCUUCUCCCAUGCAGAAAGGUUUUCAUCCAGGUUAUGGGAUGCCCCUUUGGGGCAACAAUGCAGGACGUGGUUUCAGCAGUGGACUGGAUUUCACACUUCCGUCGCACAAGACUAUAUUUGAAGUUGAUAUCGAUAGUUUUGAGGAAAAACCAUGGAAACUCCAGGGUAUUGAUGUAUCAGAUUUUUUCAACUUUGGUCUAAAUGAGGAAAGCUGGAAAGAGUAUUGCAAACAGCUGGAGCAGUUCCGCCUGGAGGCAACCAUGCAAAGCAAAAUUCGUGUUUACGAAGGUGGGAGGACAGAACAGGAGUUUGAUCCGGAUCUGCCCCCAGAACUAGCAGCAGCAGCAGGUAUUCACGAUGUUGCAUCUGAAAAUGCAAAUCUGGGCAAGACAGAUACUGGACAAAGUGACUUUGCAAAAGGAUCUGCGCGUAUGCGACCGCCUCUACCGACUGGAAGAGCAAUACAGGUGGAAAGUGGUUAUGGCGAACGCCUCCCAUCCAUUGAUACCCGUCCAGCACGAGUGCGUGAUUCCGAUGCGAUCAUUGAGAUUGUCUUGCAGGAUUCUACCGAUGGCGAUUCCUACCCAGGAAAUGACAUCGCAGAAAAUGAUCCAUCAAGAGAGGAUUUCAGAGGAGGUGAUGAAAUUGAAGAUGAGAUCCUGCAGGAAAAUGCCAAACAUUUUAAUGGUUCUCCACGUGGUUAUGAUGGUAGGAAGAGGGAGCUUCUAGGAAGAAGAGCACCAUUCAUGAAUCCUGAUGAUGACAAUAUUACUGAUGGAGAUGGAAUGAUGCCUCCUCAUUCAGAAGCACUCAGUAAACAUCGUUCUGAUUCAAGGGGGAAUGCCAUUGGAUAUCCUGAUAGGAAUUUUGGCAUCCCUCACGAUGAGAGGUAUGAAAUAAUGAUGGAUGGAGUUUCUGUGGAUUUUCUAGCAUGA
Molecule: messenger RNA, 2121 nt
Organism: Ilex paraguariensis (yerba mate)
Lineage: Eukaryota; Viridiplantae; Streptophyta; Magnoliopsida; Aquifoliales; Aquifoliaceae
Source: the annotation of a GenBank genome assembly